GUUGUCAUCCUCGCAUCUGCUGUAACAUGUGAGCCUAUCAACGAGAUUGAACAAGCACAUGUCCUGGAAUCCCACCUCAACGCACGAGAACAUGUCUUCCCUCCUGCCAAGAAUAUGCUCUUCAUGAAAUACUCGAUGACGUUGGAACGUCUGGCACAAUCUUGGGCCUCCCAAUGCCUUUUUAAGGCUCCCGACCCCUCUCUCUGUCCACUAUACUCCAAUGUUGGUUACAACAUUGCACUCGCCAGCGAAUAUAACCCAUCGCUGUCUGAAUAUGUCUGCCAGUGGCUAGGUGAAGCCCGGUUCUACAAUUUCAGUGCCAAUACAUGUAGCGAUGUCUGUAGCCACUACAAACAGAAACUUGUGCCAAAACGCAAAAUAGACAUAACUGGAACGCGUAGUAAUGCAACAGUUUGGCGUGUCACUUACGUGGUCGCAAGAACCUGUGCUAACAAUUCCACCGUCAAUGACGGCAGUGGAGCACUACAAAUAUGUGUACAUCAUGUAGACGUCAUCGUUUGGACACAAAAGGGGACUCAGACCGUGCGAGUUCGCCAAAUUCCAACUCUCGUGUCCCACGAGUUGAAAGGCUGUGACACGCUAGAGAAGUCGAAGGCAACCUGA
Hydatigera taeniaeformis is the source of this 624-nucleotide messenger RNA. The record is from the annotation of a GenBank genome assembly. Lineage: Eukaryota; Metazoa; Platyhelminthes; Cestoda; Cyclophyllidea; Taeniidae.